Molecule: messenger RNA, 432 nt
Organism: Dioscorea cayenensis subsp. rotundata (Guinea yam)
Lineage: Eukaryota; Viridiplantae; Streptophyta; Magnoliopsida; Dioscoreales; Dioscoreaceae
Exons: 4
Coding region: 1-432 (143 amino acids)
Source: RefSeq, a predicted model, not a curated record
AUGGAGAUAUAUAUCAAGCCCAGUAAAGCUCUCCUUGAUGCCAAUCUAUUUGCUCAGAUCGCUGACUUCGGCCUUGCGAGAUUUAAGAGCUCCAUUGGCAAUGAACUUCAGCAUGAUGAAGAGGAUGUAGUCGAGAAACCGGCGACGACGGAGACCUAUGAGAAGGCGAAGACACAGGGGGGGAUGAGGAUGAACGGUUUUCCAGAGUUGGAGGAAUGUCAGUGGGGUGGGGAAUCCCUGUUCCCUGCGGGGCUCCGCCCCGACGGGGCAGGGAUUCCCCGAAACAUCCCCCCAACAGUAGGGCUUGAUAGGUUGAGUGUCGACAGCGAAACCCAGAGAAGCAGCCAGAAAAGACUGGGUAAAGUGCUCUCUAGCAAUGACUACGUGGUGGAGUGGAUCUGCUCGGAGAUCAAGAAAAGCACCACCAGCUAG